AUUCAUCAGGAUAUAAACAUACUCACGAACAAACUUUUGACACACAGAGACACACAUUUCUGAGGAAAAAGAUCACAAACUAAGGAUUUUAUCUCCAUUGCGUGUCAGAGGAGUCAUGACCAAGGAGAUUGAGGCUCUCAUGGUACAACAGAACGAGAGUUUCAGCUACUCAUGCUAUUCAGACAACUAUAUUAUGGAUUCUUGGUCCUACGUGGACAGCAGUGACCUCAACAAGACUAAACCCAGGCUGUCAUCAGAUGAUGACUUUGCCCUCAACCUCCUCUAUGACACCUGCAAGACCCAAAAAGAGCAGAAGAUGACAUCACGUGCCCGUGAAAGCAGCAUGUACAAAACCAUGGAGAGGACACCAAACGUUUCUCCUCCUGAACUAGCAACACUAGAGAAUGUUCACAUAAUGAAGCUGCUUUCUGAGAAUAUUUCCCUCAGUCAGUCAAAGCAACCGUUGCCAGGCACUGACAGCUACACAGGGGAUGGCUACGAUAAGCAAGUCAUCAACAACAUCUUCGACUCUCUCCUAUUUACAGCAUCACAGAAGUCAUGGCAGCCUGACCAAACCUAUUCAGAGGCUAACCCAGAGCCUCUUGCCUACAGCAGUACCUUUGAGGGACAGGCAAGCCCUGUAUACUCAGAUUCCUAUUCCAACUCUCCUCCUGAAAGAUACAGGAAUGACUUCCAGUUUGUUCUUGGUGCCCCACAAGCUUCCCAGCACAAGACUACAGAAAUACCCAUGGUGUACCUCAAUAAGGGGCAGUUCUACCCAAUCACCUUGCAGGGAGUGGACAGUAUUGCUGGAGUGUCAUGCAGCAAAGUAAAAACGGUGAUCAUGGCUGUGUUUGAGAAUGACAAGAGUCCUGAGAUGCAGCUAAAGUACUGGAACCACUGGCACGCUCGACAGCCUACAGUUAAACAGAGAGUCAUUGAUAUUGCUGACUACAAGGAAGUCUUCAGUGGAUUAAGUAACGUGGAGGAGGUUGCUUUUAAUGCACUGUCCUUUAACUGGAACACCAAUGAAGAGGCUAAGGUGCACAUUGGCAUCAAUUCUCUGAGCACUGACUUCUCCUCACAGAAGGGGGUCAAAGGUCUUCCUCUGAACCUUCAGAUAGACACGUAUGAUUUCAGCACAGGGAGCAAUCGUCUCAUUCACAGAGCAGUGUGUCAGGUCAAGAUCUUCUGUGAUAAGGGGGCAGAGAGGAAGAUGAGAGAUGAGGAGCGAAAGAGAUCCAAGAGGAGGACCAAGAAUUUGUCAGACUCCAGCAACAAUGGUCAUAAACAGGCCUUAGUCUCCAGCUCUGUUGGAAAGGACUGCACCUACUUUAAAUCUCUAGAUGAUCACGUCACACAACCUGUCUUAUUUAUCCCAGAAAUGCACUUCAGUACCAUGCAGCGCUGUGGCCUGGUGCCCCCUGUCAGCUUGGAGGAAAGUGACCGGACAUCACUGAAACGUAUUAACUGCUACACAGAAAGUGGCGACCAAAGCAGCUCCCCGCCAAGCAAACAAGCUCGCCGAGAUGAGCAACAAAGAGUUCUACUGUACGUAAGGCGAGAGACUGAGGAAGUGUUCGAUGCGCUCAUGUUAAACACACCAAACCUCAAGGGCCUCAGAGAAGCGAUUUCAGAAAAGUAUGGUAUGCAAGAAGACACUAUUGGGAAAAUCUUCAAGAAAUGCAAACGAGGGAUAUUUGUGAACAUGGAUGACAACAUCAUCGAGCAUUACAGCAAUCACUCUGCCUUCCUCAUUGAAAUCUCCGAAGUCAUGGUCAACCACUUCCAGAUCACACUCAUGGAGUUAUAAAUGACAUUAUCAACCAGUGACACGACACCUGGUCCUGCUGGCAGCUUCUGUCUGCCCCUCAAAUUACAAUAUACCACAAUCUCAGAGCCAGACUCUGCAGUGCCAGAGCCAUUGCCAUGGAAACAAGAGAACUCGCCUAUCCUGCCAGUUCUGACAUUUUCAGUUUGAACAGAUACCAAUUCGCCUGUAUAAAUACCAUUUACCUCUUUUAUACUUUUUUAUUAUUUUAUAACAUGAGCAAUUAUGAUCAAAAGGUAAAAUUCCUUGUAAAUAAUAAAUGUAAAUAGACAUAAAUAUCAUAAUGUUGUGUGUUGAAUUGAUUCUAAAAUGAGUUAUAUGUUAUUAUUUCAAUUACAAACUUGCCUUUUUUGACGCUGCCUCUUUGCUGCUUAUGAUAGGCCCAUAAUUUCUAAAACAGGAUGUGAGGUGGUUUUAUCGCUUAAUGCUCCAAUGGUGGUUUGCAUGUUUUGUUUUUGUUUUUUUAUCUUGCCGCAUGAUAAUUCACUACACUUCCAGUCAGUCUAUCAGCCUUUUAGUUUCACAUCUGAAAUACUCCACACACCCAAGAGUGUUUCAGACUUGUAAGUCACACAUUUCCACCAUUAUAGAGCCGCAUAUUUUUCAGUGUUUCACUCACCAAGACUUUAAUGGCCAGAUGUUGAAAACUGGCUCCACGCAUUUCGAAUCUGUGUGGCUGUAAGGGUUGCUAGGACAACAGACCCUUUUGUCCACCAACAUUUAGAGAAGAAAGUUCGGACGAACCACUGCAAUGUCGAACUUGCCCAAACAUCAGAUUCAUUUACGGGGACUUUUCAGUUUGUGGAUUUUGCUUCACAAAACUUGUACAUUUCAAAUGCUUUGUAUUGCUGUCAUACAAUAUUAAUAUACUAAAGCUGUGUUUUCCAUUUUUACUGCCUCUGCUUUUAUAAGGAAAAUAAAAUUAAAAAUAUA
Messenger RNA from Myxocyprinus asiaticus (Chinese sucker), 2764 nucleotides. Its product is annotated as grainyhead-like protein 3 homolog. Gene Ontology annotation, cellular component: nucleus. The transcript is spliced from 15 exons. NCBI's taxonomy places the organism in Eukaryota, Metazoa, Chordata, Actinopteri, Cypriniformes, Catostomidae. Gene Ontology annotation, biological process: regulation of transcription by RNA polymerase II. The record is from RefSeq and is a predicted model, not a curated record. Gene Ontology annotation, molecular function: RNA polymerase II cis-regulatory region sequence-specific DNA binding; DNA-binding transcription activator activity, RNA polymerase II-specific. The coding region runs from base 116 to 1813 and encodes 565 amino acids.